UCCUUUCCCGUUCCAUUUAUGUGCGUGCACCUACCAAUAAUUUUUCACAGUAGCUAUAUCAAGGCGACACAAUCUCGCUUUGCCAUCGUCGUUCUCCUCCAGCUUCAAAUGCUUCGUGGAAUCUCAAGACCCCUCAAACAUAGCACUGCCUUCAGACGCUUUGCUUCCACGCACCUCACAGACCGUAUCCAGAUCACAACCCUCGCGAACGGGUUCCGGGUCUUCUCGGACUCCACGCCGGGGUUCUUCUCCUGCCUCGGGGUCUUUGUGAACUCUGGGAGCCGUAGCGAAACCGCCUUUGGCUCUACGGGGCUCACUCACAUCAACUCGCGUCUUGCUUACAAGUCUACCGAGUCUCAGUCCACACAGCAGAUGCUGGAAAAGUUGCGCCAGGUGGGCGGUAUCUACGACUGUGUAUACGACAGGGAAUACGUUGCGUACAACGCCUCGGUGAUGAACAACCCCGCAGAUAUUGAGCAGAUGUUUGGUUUGCUUUCCGACACUAUUAGGAAUCCCCAGAUCACCGACGCGGAGGUUGAGGAGGUCAAGGGCAUUGCGGACUACGAGUUGCAGACGGUUUCACUCAAUCCCGAGCAGAUCUUGCCGGAAGUUAGUUUUAUCGCCGCCUACAACGGCCAGACGCUCGGCGCGCCGCUUCUCUGUCCGCCAGAGUCGUUACAUGGCGUGGAUAGAGCCACGAUCAUGGCCUACCGCGAGCUGUUCUUCACCCCUCACAACUUGAUUGCCGGUUUCAGCGGCGUAGAACACGACGUGGCGGUCAAGCUUGCCGAAAAGUAUUUUGGCGAUAUGACUAGUGAGGUUCAGACCCCGUCCAAGGGUGUCGCUCGGUACACGGGUGGGUCCAUUUCUUUGCCGACCCCGCAGUUGUACGGUCGUGACGAAGAAAAAACCUUCUUGCGCCUCUCAUUCGAGAGUGUUCCUGCCUCUUCCGACGAAUUGUAUGCCGCUGCAGUGUUGCAGUCGCUUAUCGGCCAGGCCAGAUCGUUCUCGGCUGGUGGCCCGGGUAAAGGCUUGUACUCCCGUGCGAUGCGCGAUGUGCUCAACGGCAACGGGUACAUGGACUUUUUCUCAGCCGACGGCUUUGUUUUCUCCGACUCUGGGUUGUUUUCCGUGACUGCGGCGUGCUUGCCUCAUCCAAAGAUCAUGGCGCAGUUGCCGAGCAUCAUCUGCGAGCAGAUCUCCAACACGUUUAUGGCGCGCGGGGUCAAGGCAUUGACCAGAACCGAGGUAGAGCGUGCGAAGAACCAGUUAAAGUCGCAUGUGAUGAUUGCCUUGGAAAACAAGCCGAUCCAGCUAGAGGAGUGUUUCAAGCGGAUUGUGCAGUUUGACAGCGAAGCCGGUCGGAAGUUUGUGGCUGAUGCGGAUUACUGCCAUAUGAUUGAGAACGUGACGAUGGAGGAUGUCAAGAGCGUGGCGGAGAAAAUUUUUACGGGCAAGGCCGGAAAGGGAAGUGGGAAGGUGACGGUAGCUAUCCAGGGUGAUGCCGAAGCGGUGGGUGACGUGGGUACGGUGGUGAAGAAGUAUGGAUUGGGGAAUUAGUGAUUGAACGAGCAGAGCGAGUUGAGGCACGGGAGUAGCUUCUGAAAUUAGAACCACAUUAUGGAAUUUGUACAUAGAUAACCAGUCAUGCUUGUCCGUUCUGUAAGGAAUCCCAUUGGUCAAAAGAGCAAGUGGGUGUGAAUAGUAAAUGGUUUAUAUACGGUGGAGUGAUCAGUGGAGCGUAAUUUCUCAAUAUCUGUCCCUGCACUUAUUUAUCGAAUCGGAAAUUA
Babjeviella inositovora NRRL Y-12698 is the source of this 1790-nucleotide messenger RNA. It is a transcript of the gene MAS2, whose product is annotated as mitochondrial-processing protease subunit alpha. Gene Ontology annotation, cellular component: mitochondrion. Gene Ontology annotation, molecular function: metal ion binding. The transcript has a single exon. Lineage: Eukaryota; Fungi; Ascomycota; Pichiomycetes; Serinales. Bases 109 to 1560 code for a protein of 483 amino acids. The record is from RefSeq and is a predicted model, not a curated record.